Messenger RNA from Aspergillus sclerotioniger CBS 115572, 653 nucleotides. RefSeq lists its product as uncharacterized. The record is from RefSeq and is a predicted model, not a curated record. Bases 51 to 503 code for a protein of 150 amino acids. Lineage: Eukaryota; Fungi; Ascomycota; Eurotiomycetes; Eurotiales; Aspergillaceae. The transcript has a single exon.
AAUCGAAUGUGGAUUCUAUGUACAUGUGGACGGAGUAUAGGGUAUAGCGUAUGGAUGUACAUACUAUCAUCUACCACCUACAUACAUACAUAGAUAGUAUGAAGAUAAAUGCAGUAUAUCAACUAACUACCACCACCUUACUUACUCUCCUCUCCUCUUCCUCUUCUCCUCUCAUCCCUAAUCAUAAACAAAGAACCAACCCCAUCCCCCAACCACGCCGAUCACCUAAAAUCAAGUUCAAAAGCCAGAUCUCAAGUGCCUACCUAGUACUACACCGUACCCCAUAUACACAGUGGUAUAUACAUACCCCAAUUCACCGCUAUUUCCCCACCCACCCACCGACACUACAUCCACACCGCAGGACGGGAAACGGUUGCUGUCACACCCACCUCCACCCACCUCCACAGUUACAGUUCCCUGCAACUAGCCGAUACCCGGGCCGGAUUUCCUUCUGGAAGAAAAUAACUUGUGGUCUAGACUAUCACCUCCCUUCUCUUACCUAACCUAAGGUAGACACUCCGUAGUAAGAAAGGUAAGCAGUGGCAACGGCCCAGAAUAUUCAGGAGUGAAAGAAUCUAAUUGGUGGGAUUAUUCCCUUCGGAUAUUGUCCGUCCACUCAGACACGGGAUAUCUCUACCUACUCCUACUAAGAG